CGUGCUUUGUCGCCUCUCACUUGAAGCGUCGUUUCUCACUUCAACGCGAUGUCUGGCAUCACUGUCAAGUUUUGGCUCUUGGUUGGUGUGUUUCUCGCGACGCUGAGGUUUCAGGUAUUCGCUGCGGCUGUCUCAUCGAAUGUGUGCACUUUGAGGCCCUUGGGCGCAGGGGAGGAUGAUACGGACCAGGUAUUAGCCGCGAUCGACAGCUGUGGGCAGUACGGCACCACCAUCUUCGAGGCCGGAGAAUACAACAUCACCAGGAAGAUGACGUGGAACUUGGUUUCUUCUCGAGUCGAGAUGCACGGGUACCUGAGCUUCCAGCCUGAUAUCCAGUACUGGUUAAACGCGAACAACACGUACAGAGUCGUCUACAUCCAGGACCAAGCUUCGUGGUUCGUCGUCACUGGGACCGACUUUGAAAUCGACGCGUUCAACUCGGGGGGUAUCAAUGGUAACGGCCAGCCCUGGUGGGAUUACUAUACCACCGUACCGCGAUUGGAUGGCGAUGGACGGCCCCUGGCCCUCACGCUCUAUAACGUCACGGCCGGAAGGGUAACCAACUUCCGGAUUGAGUCCCCUCCGUUCUGGUGUAAUGCGGUAGCGGAGUCUAAGAAUGUGGUAUAUGAUGGGAUGGUGUGUAAUGCGACGAAUACGAAUCCGGAGUUUUAUGGGCAGAUAUCGUCCCGAACACUGAUGGCUGAGGGGUUCGUUCUUACAAUAGGCAUUGACACGUACCGCAGCGAUUCAGUCACACUUAUAAACUGGGAUGUGACGACCGGCGACGACUGCCUGGCUAUUAAAGGCAAUACAACAAACCUGUAUGUCGCGAAUAUAACGUGCAGGGGUGGUAACGGGGUGGCGUUUGGUUCUUUGGGCCAAUAUGUCGAUCUUCCCGACAUAGUGGAGAAUGUGUUCAUGGAAGACAUGAAUAUGGUACGAUUGGCGUCGUACAUUCAGCCGAAUAUGGGAAGUGGGGUCUACUUUAAAUCUUGGAGUGCCACCGUCAACGGCACGCCUCCAACGGGGGGAGGGGGAGGCUUAGGAUACGUCAAGAACGUCGUCGUCCAAAAUGUCAAAGUCGACAAUGUGACGACCCCGAUCUCGCUGUAUCAGACGGACGGCGCAGAGGCUGGUGACGCCCCAUCAAAAUACCAAUUUGAAGACCUUACGUUCAGCGGGUUUACGGGCACAGCCCAGGAAAAUACGAUUGUGAGCAUAGCGUGCAGCUCAGCGGCGCCGUGCCCGAAUAUCACGUUCAGCGAUAUCGACGUUGCUCCGCCGAGUGGUGAAGCGCCGAUGUAUAUCUGCCAGAACGUCAUCAACGAGAGUGGUCUGCCAGAUGUUGGUAACAAUUAUGAGCGUAGUGGAUAUCAAUUUAAGAGGGCGAUGCGGGAACGGGAGAAAAAGUCAAAUGAUGGAUUACGAAAAGAGGAAAAGGUCGGAAGAGGCAUUGAUGAUAUCAGGAGAGUGGGAAGCACAGCCAAGGGUCACAGCUAAUGUGUUUUCCAGGUGGGUCGGAUGGCCGGGAUGGCUGGUGUUAUUCUUGUAGUUACGGUAGUAUCAGGGAAAUAAAGAUACGAUGGACCGGACUGUGCGAGGGGGCCUUGCGUUAUCAGUGUCGUUUGGAGAGUAUCUGCGAGCUGUCUACGAGCUAUCUACGAGGUGUCUGUUCGUAUAGUGGUAGCGACGGGUAUGAUCAUGAAUGGAUUCAUCU
This is a messenger RNA of Serpula lacrymans var. lacrymans S7.9, 1717 nucleotides long. RefSeq names its product glycoside hydrolase family 28 protein. The record is from RefSeq and is a predicted model, not a curated record. Gene Ontology annotation, molecular function: polygalacturonase activity. The transcript is spliced from 18 exons. Gene Ontology annotation, biological process: carbohydrate metabolic process. NCBI's taxonomy places the organism in Eukaryota, Fungi, Basidiomycota, Agaricomycetes, Boletales, Serpulaceae. Bases 49 to 1500 code for a protein of 483 amino acids.